GCGUCUGAAUUUCAACGAGUAGUUGGUUUCUGUAGGCUAUGUGCUGUGCGCAGCAGAGUUUCGAUGUUUGAUAUUCUUGCUUGCCAACAGAAAUAUACUAACUCGUACAAUAGUUGUUAUUUCUGGCCACCGAGUUUCCCUUUCAAGUGUAGGCGAGAGACAGGGGGCGGUCGAGGGCUGAUGUGCUUGUGUGAGGAUGUGCUCUAGUGUCAGUUGGCGUCUGUGACAAUCGGAAUAGGAUUUGGGUGCUUUUGGAGACAACAUGGUGGGCAGGCAAUAACGUUUGACAGAAGAUGCGACGGGGGCCAUGUGUCUUCAGAUGGCUGGGGAUAAGCAUGGCGCUCCUCUCUCUGACCACCUACAGCUGGGCCCAGAAAACAGAAGACUGGCAGUAUGAGGAAUGUAAACUGUCUAGGUCAGGCCCACCUGCUACCAUAGUGACCAUCGAUGAAGAGAGCCCCAAUGGCACAGUUCUGGUGGAGAAUAUGCAGAUCAACGGGAGAGCAGAGGACCCAGACAGGACCAUCUCUCUGAUCCUGCUUGACAACUAUGCCUACUGGGUCAUCCUGGAUCCCCUCAGACAGAGACUGUUCCUCAACAGCACCGGACGUGUCCUGGACAGAGAUCCCCCCUCCUCUAUCACUACAAUCGUGGUGAAGGUCCAGUGCACCAGUGAGCUGGUUGGGACAGUGAUUCUUCACGAGGUCCGGAUUGUAGUCAGGGACAAAAACGACAACACACCUCGCUUUCAGCAGCCACGCUACUAUGUGGCCGUCAACGAGCUCACUCCUGCCGGGACCACCAUAUUCACAGGCUUCAGUGGAGACAAUGGGGCCACAGACAUCGAUGACGGGCCCAACGGACAGAUAGAAUAUGGCAUCCAGUACAACCCCAACGACCCAGUGUCUAAUACAACUGUGGUUGUAGGGAAUACUCUCUCUGGAAACAUUGUUCUGGCUGAGAGACUAAACUACGAAGAGAAAACACGCUACCUGGUCAUUGUUAAAGCCAAUGACCGUGCCCCCUACGAUGCCAAUAGGCGGACCGCUACGACCACAUUGACAAUAGAUGUUCUGGAUGGAGAUGACCUGGGCCCCAUGUUCCUGCCCUGUGUCCUGGUCAACAACACCCACGACUGUAACCCAGUCACCUACCGAGUCACCAUACCAGAAUUCACCAAACCGAGUGAACUGAACCCGCUGGGGGUGACCCCACCUAUUCGAGCUGUGGACAUGGACAGGAACAUUCAGCCCCCGUCUAAAAGGCCAGGGAUCCAUUACUACAUACUGGUUGGUCAGCCCUCAAAGUACCCAGACUACUUCUCCCUGAACAAGACGACCGCAGAGCUCCUCCUCUUGAGACCAGUCAGCAGAGACCUGUACACCAAAUUUACCCUCAUCAUCAAAGCUGAGCAGGACAACGGCCACCCACUCCCAGCAUACGCUGAACUGAUCAUUGAUGUCCUGGAUGAGAACAACCAGGCUCCAUACUUCCAAUUCCAGUCCUACCAGGGCUACGUCAGCGAGUCCUCCCCAGUAGGCACCACCAUCUCUGCCAGCUCCAACCUCACUGCCCCCUUGGGCAUAAUCGCCCUGGACAAAGACAUUGAAGAGAGUAAAGACCCUCUGGUGACGGUGACUCUGGAUGACUUCAGCACCGUCUUUGCCGUAACCCCGACCGGGAUCACCCGCUACCUCCGACUGCUCAAACCUGUGGACAGAGAGAAGCAGAUGACCUACACCUUCACGAUGAUGGCAUCAGAUGGGGUCCAGGAGAGCACGCGGGUGACUGUCAACAUCCUGGUGAUUGACGCCAAUGACAACACUCCCACCUUCGGUGAAGUCUCCUACAGCGUUAAGGUGUUCACUGACAUGCAGCAAGGAGAAACAGUACUACAGCUGAUGGCAUUGGAUGCUGAUGAGGGGUUAAACGGUCUGGUGACCUAUGAGAUCCUUGCCGGAGCGCAGGGUGUUUUCAUCAUCAAUAACCGCACUGGACGAAUCACCAUCGCACCCGGGAUAGCCCUCAGCGUGGGCCGUUCUUACGCCCUCACAGUGAAGGCUGCGGACAAUGCACCAGAGAUCCAGAGAAGGAGCUCUAUCACCACGGUGUACAUCGAGGUGCUGCCCCCCAACAACCAGAGCCCCCCACGCUUCCCCCUCUUCAUCUACAACCUGGAGGUCAGCGAGGCCAUGCGGAUAGGAGCCAUCCUGCUCAAUCUACAGGCCACGGACAGAGAGAAUGACCCAAUCACAUACCAGAUUUUGAGUGGGGAUAUCCAGCAAGUCUUCAACCUCUCUAAAACGAUAGGCCUGCUGCUUUUGGGGAAGCCUCUGGACAGGGAGACAACUGACCAGUACCGUCUCAUCGUCACUGCCUCUGAUGGCAAUCCAGGCGGGACCUCCACCACCACAGUGAACAUAGUGGUGACUGAUGUAAACGAUAACGACCCUAAGUUUGACCUGACCCUGCCCAGGAACCUCACUGUCCAGGAGGAGAAGGCCAACGUGUUUGUGGGUCAAGUCACGGCCACAGAUCCAGAUGCAGGGGCUAAUGGUCUGGUGCGCUACAGGAUAGUCAACCACCCAGGUCUUUUCACCAUCACCGAGAACGGCAGCAUCUUCACCGUGGUGCCUCUGGACCGAGAGGUCAGGAGUCAGUAUGACCUUAUAGUGGAGGCCUCAGACGGAGCGGUGGACCCCCGCAGGACCACCUUCACCCUCUCUGUCCAGGUGACAGACAUCGAUGACAACAGCCCAGAGUUUUCCCAGAAGACCUACGUGGUCAAUGUCCCAGAGAACAGCCCUGUGGGUACCGUGGUGCUGCGCCUCAGUGCGGUGGAUGCAGACCUGUUCUCUAACGUAACAUACCGUAUCAAAUCUGCGGAGGCCAGGAAGCUUUUCUCGGUGAACCCGAUCACAGGCGAGCUGUUGGUCCUGCAGACGCUGGACUUUGAGGACCUGGCUAGUAUGGGCAUGGGGACCAACUAUACCUUCCAGGUGGAGGCCGUGGACCAGGCAGGGACAAUGCCCCCCGGUGAGGCCACCGUCACUGUUCGGAUCACGGAUAUGAAUGACUUCUCCCCGGUGUUUAGCCAAGCGCUGUACAAAGGCCUGGUGGCCCCCAACGCAGAGAAGGGAACGGUCAUCGCCACUGUGUUCGCUGAGGACCAAGACCCUCCUGGUACUCCAGCCAGUCUGGUGCGUUACAGAGUGGACGAGGACCAAUCACCUUACAGCGGUAGCAUCUUUGACGUGGAGAAGGGAUCUGGGAGGGUCAUCACCAGGGUCAACCUCAACGAACAGCCCAGCGUCACCUUCAAGUUGGUGGUGAUAGCCUUUGACGAUGGAGAGCCAGUGAAGGAGAACCGAACCCUGGUGGAGAUCACUGUCCUCCAGCCCUCCAGGAUCCCCAUCUUCACUCAGGAGGAGUACAGGUUUGCUCCUGUCAGUGAGCUGGCCCCAGUAGGCAGACCAGUGGGCAGCAUCCUGGCAGCCGCCAUGAACCAGACAAUCUUCUACUCCAUCGUAGGAGGAAACGAAGGCGGUGAGUUCCAAGUGAGUAACCGGACAGGUGUUAUCUCCACGGCUAAGCCUCUGGAUUAUGAGACUGUCACCAGCUACGUGCUCAGGGUUCAGGCUGACUCCAUGGUCGUGGUCAUGGCCCAACUGCGGGUUCCCUCUAAAUCCAACACAGCCAAGGUGUUUAUCGAGGUGCGGGAUGAGAACGACCACCCGCCUGUCUUCACCAGAAAGCUCUACAUCGGUGGCGUGGCUGAAGACGCCAAGACCUUCUCCUCUGUUCUGAAGAUAGUGGCCACUGAUGCAGAUACAGGGAACUACAGUGCCAAUGCGUACCGGCUGAUCAUCCCGCCCACGGCAGAUGGUCAGGACAGCUUUGUGAUCGAGCAGUACACGGGCAUCAUCAAGACGGCUAUCAUGUACCGCAACAUGCGCAGGUCCUACUUCAAGUUUGCGGUCAUCGCCACCGACAACUACGGAGAGGGCCUGAGCAGCAGCGCUGAUGUGGUGGUGUCUGUGGUCAACCAGCUGGAUAUGCAGGUGGUGGUGUCCAAUGUCCCGCCCACUGUCGUGGAGGAGAAUAAAGAGCAGCUUAUUGCUAUUCUGGAGCGAUACAUCCAGGACCAGAUCCCAGGGGCUAAGGUGGUGGUGGAAUCCAUUGGGCCGCGGCGGUUCGGAGAUGGCUUUGACCAGGAGGAUUACACCAAGUCAGACCUGAUGGUGUAUGCCAUAGACCCACUGACCAACAGGGCCAUCUCACGUCAGGAGCUCUUUAAGUUUCUGGAUGGGAAGCUGCUGGAUAUCAACAAGGAGUUCCAGCCCUUCCUGGGUCAAGGAGGACGCAUCCUGGAGAUCCGUACGCCCGACAUCGUGGCCAGCGUAAAGAAGGCUGCCCAGGCUGUGGGCUACACAGAGGGGGCGUUGCUCGCCCUCGCCAUCAUCAUCAUCCUCUGUUGCAUCCCCGCCAUCCUCAUCAUCAUGGUCACCUACAAACAAUUCAAAGAGAGACAGGCAGAAUGUGCCAAGACUGCGAGGAUUCAGCAGGCUCUGCCAGCGAGCAAGGCUGCUGCUCCACGUGCCCCAGCAGCCAACAUCUACGGGGAACUAGGGGACAGCAGCACACUGCAGGCUAAAAGGUUUGAGAUCGAUGAAGCCGACCGCCAGAGAUGCCUUAGCAGCUUCGCCUGUCGCGCCAACUCCUCCUGUGGCAACGGGUCGCUGCACAGCAUCCUGCCCAAGUCAGAGAGCAACGUCACCUUUCUGUCAGACCACCACCCCCUGACCACCACUAACCCCCUCUACGACGAAGAAGAAGACGGGAACUUCAGCAGCCCCUAUGGGACGGCGAAAGGGGGCUCUUUCUCCCUCUCUGGAGGGUCCGGGAACGCCUGGACCAUGCGGACUCGUCUCCGUGGAGGGUCAGAGGGGUACGAGUCGCUGAAGAGACAGGCUCUGAUGGACCCGGCCCAGUGGGAGCUGCAGCUACUCCAAGCUGGGAUGAAGGGUCAAGGAAGCCUGGAGGGUUAUGACGUCCAGAGCAGCCGCAGCACAGAGGAGAGCAAGCUGUCUGUCAGGGAGCAGGCCAGGCAGUAUGAACAGCAGGCCAUGCAGGAGAGGACCCCCAGGGGAGGGCGUGACUCCAGGGGCUCCCUGACCUCCCCUCCACUACUGCGGAACCAAGACAACAUUGACAUGCUGGAGCUGAGCGCAGAGACCCUGUUCUCCAUCAUGGACAGCCCCUACAGCCCCCUGUCCAUAGGGAAUGAUGUGCCUCCCCGCAUCAUCAUCACCCAGGGCGAAGGCUCUCCGCCCCUGGCCCAGAGGCCCACCCUGCCUGUCCUCAGGAAAUUCAGCUCCAGCGUCUCCAGCUACAUCACUGCGGAGCCCUGCGAGAUCACUGUGGAGAUCAUCCCUGACCCGCCUGAGAAUCCGCCACCUCCCCCUCCUUCUCCUCAUUCUCCUCCACCUCCUUCUCCUCAUUCUCCUCCACCUCCUCCUCCUUCUCAAACGCCUCGUUCUGGUCCUCCUCCUCCUCCUGCCUCAUCUCCUCCUCCUCCUCCUCCUCCUCCCUCCUUAUCUCCUCCCACUGCACCCUUCAAUCCUCACUUCAUUGAGCCUGAUCAUUCUCCCCCACCCUCUUUCCCUCCAUCUCCCCCUCCUGUUCGGAAUCGUGCUCCUCCGCCACCACCCCCACCCCUCCCCCCUUUCUCCCCCACUUUCGAGCGACCCCGCCACACCGUUCAGUUUGUCCCAACCUCCCUGCCGCCGUUGUCUUCGCUCCGCCCUAUCUCCUCCCGGGCCCAUCCCCCUCCACCUCCCCCCCAACCUGAGGACGGUGUGAAGAGGAAGGAGCUAAAGGGUAUUCUGAAAAACCUCCAGAACCUCGCUGACAUCGAGAAGUCUGUUGCCAACCUCUACAGUCAAGUAGACAAGAAUCGCAAGGUGGCGCGAUUCGGCAAGAAACCCCAAGCAACCGAGGAACCAGAAGGAAUUCGGAGACCAAACAGAUCUGGGUCCCGUGAGGAACCAAACCAGCCAAACCUGACCAGCACGGAACCUGUGGUCCAAACAAACUCAACCACAAACACUAACUCCUCUGAUCUGGAAACAAGCCAACCAAGCACUAACAAUGUGACCUCAGAGGUCCAGGAGACAAGCCAAUCAAACCAGUCAAAUACAGACUCUGUGAUUGAGGAACUAAGCAAUCACUUUCCAUCCCAAUCCACCACCUUCUGACUGGCUGACUUCUCUCCUCCUUAGCUCUAUUUCCUAAUUAAUUUUCUUUCUUUCUACAUCUUUAUGUCUCAUGUUAUGAUCAUGCUGUGUUCUAUUGGAUAUUUUCUGUCUGAUGUUAUUGUACGUGUUGUCAUCAACAACAUAGUUUCUUCCCCUAACAAACUUUUAUAAUGUCAUCACAACUAACAGCAAGUGGGCCCUUAGAUCCCGUAGGUUUUCAGAACUUCUUAAACUGAGGAUUUAAAAAAAUAUAUAUAUUGUCAUGUUCCUAAGUUCAUAACCCUUUGGCCUUUUCUAUGUCACCACCCAUCCUCUAUCUUCACCUCCUGUUCUACCACAUAGAUUCCAUUAAAGUGUUCAAGGCUUGAGAACUAUGUUGAACUGAA
Salmo salar (Atlantic salmon) is the source of this 6643-nucleotide messenger RNA. NCBI's taxonomy places the organism in Eukaryota, Metazoa, Chordata, Actinopteri, Salmoniformes, Salmonidae. The record is from RefSeq and is a predicted model, not a curated record.